Molecule: messenger RNA, 1350 nt
Organism: Musa acuminata AAA Group (dessert banana)
Lineage: Eukaryota; Viridiplantae; Streptophyta; Magnoliopsida; Zingiberales; Musaceae
Product: dof zinc finger protein DOF3.6-like
Exons: 2
Coding region: 269-1153 (294 amino acids)
Biological process (GO): regulation of DNA-templated transcription
Molecular function (GO): DNA-binding transcription factor activity; DNA binding
Source: RefSeq, a predicted model, not a curated record
ACCAGAAUAUUAAAAUGCAUGCCCUCUUCAUUUUCCUUUUCUUUGAAUUCUCUCUUCUAGUCUGUCUUCUUCUUCCCUUGAGCUCUCUGCAACUCGUUGUAGAUGUGAUCACCCGCCGACUGGUAAACACAUCUGCCCGUUGCUUGAAAGAAAUACAAGUUAGAGGAAGAAGAGAGGAAAAGAACAAGCCAACCAUGGCUCUUUCGAUCUGUUCAUGUCUACCUAGAUCCACCUAACUGGAUCCAGGGAGCAAAUAAGCUACCGGGGAAUGGCAGCGCGACGCCAUGAAGGUGAGAUGGUUCGCUCGAUUAGGUCUCCACCAAUGGCGGACCAAGCUCGGUUCGCAAAGGUUCCUCAGCCACAGCCAGGACUGAAGUGCCCGCGUUGCGACUCCACCAACACAAAAUUCUGCUACUUCAACAACUACUCCUUGGCACAGCCCCGCCAUUUCUGCAAGACAUGCCGGCGUUACUGGACUCACGGCGGCGCCCUCCGAAACAUCCCUGUCGGUGGUGGUUGCCGCCACAGCAAGCGGACCAAAUCCAGUGCUGGCAGCUCCUCGAAGUCCUCGACCGUGACCACCCAGGCCGGUGCCUCCUCCUCGUCCUCCGCGGCCGCAUCUUCGGCCAUAGGUGGUGCAAUCACGUCGAACAUCCCGCUCCUAUCGCAGCUGGCCUCGUUGCACCCUCUAGCAGACUUCGGAGCCACUAACUUCGGCAUGGGCUUAUCAGGCAUCCAAGCCGUAGACACAGUGGGCUAUCAGAUUGGCGGCGGCGGCAUCGAGUUGGAGACUUUGAGGCUCCAGCAAAUGCAUCAGUUUCCUUUAUUGGGAGGACCACAACUCCCACAGCCGCCGCCACCUGCAUCAAUUUCCGCGUUACACCCUUUCGUUAUCGAGGGCUGUGGAUUUCUAGGGGGACCAUUUACCAGGCAAGCUCAAGCGAAUCCGGCUGGUUCCGAGCUCCUAACGCAACUGGCUUCAGUGAACAUGGACAGUCAUCAACUGCUUAAUUCUCCAAGACAGUAUGUUGGUGUCGCUCACAAUGUUCAAUUCUGGACCGGCGGCGGUGGGGGAAGCAGCAACAGCAGUGAUGCCGGUGGAUGGGCGACCGAUCUUUCAGGAUUCAACUCUUCAUCUGGCAACAUCUUGUGAUUGCAUGGUUACUACGGUGACCUUAUAUCAUGGAAGCUUAUCUUUUUGGCAAUGGCUUCGGAAAGGGCGUACUUAGGCAGUAGAUCGUCUUCUUAUUUCAGGCUUAUUUGGAUUUCUUUUUUUCCCCAGUUUCGUGAUGUGUUUUGUCUUACACUAUGGUUAUAGAAAUUUGACGAUCGAGUCGUCGGAAAAUGAUA